CAGUUAAUGAAAAUCGACGUAUGACAAGGAAUCUCAAUGUCCUACUCUGAUUAAAAUUGGUCAUUGUUUUGAUAUAUAUACUACCCAUUAAUUCAUUAACAUUCAUUCAGUCCAAAAAAAUUAGACAGUGCAUAAUAUUAAAGGAUAACAACCAUUCAUUUGUUUAAUUUAAAUAUUUUCAACAAUAAAGUUAUUGGAAUAUUUACCAUGGAGUUCUUCAGUUACAGUACAGUAAUUGCAUUUUUUACAACACUUGUUAUUUUGUUGACAGCAUUGUACUUCUAUGCUCGUUACAAGUUAACUUAUUGGACUCGACAUGGAAUUGAACAAUUACCAAACCCUCAUAUCAUCUUUGGUCACGUCAAGGAUGCUAUGCUGUUUCGUACAGCUCCAGGACUUCAUAUGGGUCAACUUUAUCAAUCAGCUAGGCCUGAUGCACCAUUCGUUGGUUUUUAUAUCUUCCACAAGCCUUGUCUACUCAUCAGAGAUCCAGAGGUAGCUAAGCAAAUGUUUGUAUCAGAUUUUGAUGUGUUCAGUGAUCGACACUUUGCUGGAGCUGCACAGAAAGAUAGUUUUGGAAUGUUAAAUCUCUUUGGAUUGAAAAAUCCAGCAUGGAAAUUUUUGAGGUCAAAGAUUACGCCUAUUUUAACGAAAGGAAAGUUGAAGCAAAUGUAUCCUCUGUUAGUUGAAACUUCUGAACCCAUGAUGAAGUUCUUGAAGGAUGGAGUUGAAAAGAAAGAACAAGAAGUGAAGAAGGUUGAUCUUCGAGAUUUGCUUAGUAAAUAUACUAUUGAUUUAACUGCUAAUGUUGGUCUUGGAACUAAAACCGAUUCUUUCCACAAUCCUAAUAAUGUUUUUACUGAAGAAAUCUUAAAUAUGUAUCACGGUACAGAUCGAAUGAGAGCUUUAAUCACCGUCUUCUUUAUCCCAGAAAUCGUUAAAUAUGGUGGUUCACUUUUAUUAUACAAAUUGAAGUAUGCUAAACAAAUAUUUUGGGAAGCACUUCAAUCUCGAGAAAAAAGUGGUGCAACAAGGGGUGAUUUUAUCGAUGCAUUGGUGAGCAUGAAAAACGGCGAACAAAACCCAAUUUACAAAUUUGAAGGAAACAACUUAUUAUCUCAAGCAGGAAUAUUUUUCUCUGGUUUGGAAUCAGCUUCAAGCACAUCAUCAUUCACUUUAAUGGAGUUAGCAAGAAAUCCAGAGUACCAAAAACUUGCAAGAGCAGAAAUUAGAGAAAUCAUUGGUAAACAUGGAUGGACUGUAGAAGCGUUCGAGAAAAUGAAGUUUGUAGAUCAAUGUAUUUACGAAGGAGUAAGAAUGCAUCCACCAGCAACUAUGCUUGAUCGAGUGGCUCGACGAGAUUAUCAGAUUCCAAAUACUGACUUUAUAUUAAAAAAAGGAACACCAAUAUUUAUUUCUUUGUAUGGCAUGCAUUCAAAUGAAACAUACUUUCCUGAGCCUGAAGUUUACAAUCCAGAUCGUUUUAGUGAUAACCAGAAGCCUGAUGCUUUUAUGGGAUUUGGAAUCGGACCAAGGAUGUGUGUCGGUGUGAAAAUGGGAAUGUUGUAUACAAAACUAGUCAUUUCCAAAAUAUUGACAAGAUAUGACAUUUAUCAGCCAUUAGAAGAAAAAGUUGAAUUAGAUAAACGAGGGACGUUGAGUAUCAUCGCAGGAGGGAUCAAUGUCCAGUACAUACCACUUGAUGAUCAACUUGAUGACAACAAUAACGUUGCAAUCGAUGUAUAAAAUGAAAACACUAAUGCAUUUAAGAACUAAAAGUCAAUUAAGUUCUGACUAGUGCUAAUAUCUGUGAUAAUGGAAAUUUUUUUAAAUAAUUUAUUUAU
Molecule: messenger RNA, 1844 nt
Organism: Chelonus insularis
Lineage: Eukaryota; Metazoa; Arthropoda; Insecta; Hymenoptera; Braconidae
Product: cytochrome P450 6k1-like
Exons: 4
Coding region: 208-1746 (512 amino acids)
Molecular function (GO): heme binding; oxidoreductase activity, acting on paired donors, with incorporation or reduction of molecular oxygen; monooxygenase activity
Source: RefSeq, a predicted model, not a curated record